AUGGAGCUGCUGGCCUGGCAGUGGCGCCCCAGGGCGACGCUCACGGCGGCAGACUCGUGCGAUAGGUGUACUGUGUUUGCCUUGCAGUACAGCGAUUGCGCCGUGCUCCGCGUGCGCUGGAAGUCCGAGUGUUCGCCCGAGACAGACGGAUACGCAGAGCCUCAAGUUGAUUCGGAGCCGCUGGAUCGCGAUCUGGAGCUGCACGGCCACGCAGAGCGCGUCGUCAGCAUUAAAAUAUACGACAGAGAUUGCUCGACUCUGAUGUUAUGCUCUGCGUCCCGAGACUGCGUCAUUGUGUGGCAUGUUACGGGGAGCUCGCGCGUGACGCAAUGCGUUCUGGUGGAGAACUUGCCUGCCGAACCAGGAUGGGUAGCUUUUGAUGCUACAGGUACAUUAGCGGCAGUGGCGAGUGAACGGGACGUCAAAGUUUUCGUCAUCGAGCGGAAAGAGGUGCUGGUCAUGCUGGAAGGACACCUGGCACGCGUGACGAAAGGAGAGUUUCAUCCGAUCCAGCACCACUUGAUGGUAACUGCUUCUGAAGAUCGGACGUUCAAGGUUUGGGACCUAGCUGCAAGAACGUUGUGGUUUCAAUCCGCUGUACUCUCAGCUUUCUCGAUUCUUUCAAUCGCGCUAAACCCCGUCAAUGGAGAUGCCGCUUUGGGGUUUGCCGACGGAUCGGUCAAGGUAUUUGCGCUCUUGGACGGCUAUGCGAAAGAGCUCACCGCAUUCAAUGUUGAGAACUUUGUGCGCAAGUCACUGCGUCGAAAGCAGGAAGCCGAAGUAGAGACGCGUCGAAAUUUGCCUCAAGUAAUCAGUUCUCUUCCUCCAUGGGCACGAAGUGAAAACGCACAAAAAUGUUCAGCUGCUGCUGGUGUACCUACGAGUUACGGAUCUGCUGCCGGCCUUGACGCACCCGAUGAAGACCAGGUCAACACAGAAGUUUCUUGUCCAGUUUUAUCGAUGAAGUACGUUUGUGUCGAUCGCAGAGAUGUCAGGCCUUCCAGACCCUCUCCAGAAGUCCUGUUUAACAGCCACCACAAUCGCGACUUACUGGACUACAACCAGUUUCUCAUUGCUGGCGUCCCGGGUUAUCUUCUGAGCGUGAAUGCAUACUCCUUCGAUAUCGGGAUUGUCCAUGACUUCCAGCAACCUUGCGUGGUAAGAAACGGCGUUCAGCAGCAGCUUGAUCCGAUUUGUGUGGCGAAGGACUUCAGCUUCUACCAUCCGCCAGGUUCGAGCACUCUCCAGUGUGGUGUGGUGAGCGCAUUCCAGCCGUGUUUUACGAUGCUAAGUGCUUCAAUCGCAGCCAGCAGCCCCCAAACAGGUAAUCAAGCGGAAGCGAGGACACCAUGUGACUACCCGAUGUCUCAAGAGCGAAGAUUUUCGGACGAAAGCAACGAGUGGGUGUCCAUAAUACCUAAAGGCCCACCGCUAAGGGAUAGCGUGUUGAAUAUGGCACCACUUUCAGCAAGGAAAACUCCGCCAAAAGGUGCUAAGAACCUGGACAAGCCCAUCACUUUUCAUACUCGAAUCAAGUCUUCUGGGUACGGAUCCUCGGCAACCCCCUUCGGUUCAAGACGAACACCGCCAAAAUCGCGCAUGAUGGCACGCAAGCCCAACUCUGGAUCCCGAUCGAAGGGUACUGAUUCGUCUACAUCGGUCGGUUCUUACUUGAAAGAAUACCCGAUGAACUGCGGUCUACUGCAACACUACCAGUCAAAGAAUACGCUACCACCAAAGACAUUGCACCAAGGAGCGAUCUUGCACAUCGAGUAUUCGAGUGAUGCCAAGUGGCUUGCAACAAGUGGCAACGACCGCGUAGCCCAAGCCUGCAAGUUACCAUUCAGCCGAUUUGGAGGUGAAGGCAACGUGUUUGUCGGCCAUGACCAAGCAGUGCGUGCCAUUCACUGGAGUCAAAACGAUCGGAUGCUCGUGACUGUCGGCAGUGACAGAACGAGUCGUUUGUGGCUUGCUGAGAGUGAUUCAUGCUCACUCACACUUCAGGGCAUCGCCCCACCCUCGAAUGUCGCCGCCGCUGCUGCCGCCAUGGGGUCGAUGUCCAGCGCCAAGAAAACAACACGGCAAGAGGUUGUGGAGGCGCGCUUCUUCUACAUGGACAAGUUUCUGCUAUCGGCAUGUGGAAACCUCGUGCGGUUGCACCAGUUCGAGCUGGAUGAAGCGUUCGCUCGAGCUUCAAGCAGCAAGGCAAAGCCUGUCAAGAAGAAGAACGAUGUUGAAGUCCUCAAGAACCGGAGUCGCAAGAAGCGCGUUGCUCAAUGGAGCUUCGACGAUAUGCAGAGCGUGACCAGCCUCGCCUGCGUGAACGGAGCCUUCCUGUCGUCCGUGGCGGUACUUGCGGGCUCGGACCGAUCGCUGCGGGUCCUGGACGUCGGUGCCGGUGGUGGAGGGCGCACUGUCCGCGUGGUGCGUGACGCACACAGUCGUGCCGCACACACAGUAGCACUGCCUCGACCAACAUGUUACGCUAGCCAUCCGAGCAACUUUUACGACCUCAUGCUGAGCAGCGCGCCUGACAGCACCACGCACUUGUGGGAUAUUCGAGCCGACAACUGCGUCAUGCGCUUCUGCGAGCAUGUCAACCGCGUACAUACUCUGGGCGUUGCUUUCAGUCCAUGCAUGCGGUACGUGGCCACGGGGUCUGAAGACCGGGCUGCCUACAUAUACGACGUUCGCACAGGCCGUCGGCUUGUCAAGCUCAAAGGGCACACUGACGUGGUCACAAGUGUUGCGUUCAACCCCCUCCAUCCCCAGCUAGCAACAACUUCAACCGAUGGUACGGUGAGAUUUUACAGCAGUGAACGAUCGGACUGA
Molecule: messenger RNA, 2832 nt
Organism: Phytophthora sojae
Lineage: Eukaryota; Oomycota; Peronosporomycetes; Peronosporales; Peronosporaceae
Exons: 5
Coding region: 1-2832 (943 amino acids)
Molecular function (GO): protein binding
Source: RefSeq, a predicted model, not a curated record